Guyanagaster necrorhizus is the source of this 396-nucleotide messenger RNA. RefSeq lists its product as uncharacterized. NCBI's taxonomy places the organism in Eukaryota, Fungi, Basidiomycota, Agaricomycetes, Agaricales, Physalacriaceae. The record is from RefSeq and is a predicted model, not a curated record. The coding region runs from base 1 to 396 and encodes 131 amino acids. The transcript is spliced from 3 exons.
AUGAAGAAAAGUCGAACUCAAAUCUGUCUUGGCCGUCUACGCUGGUGUCCUGCCGUUGUCUCCACCGCUCUUAGCAACUACUUUGCUGUAGAGGACCCAGGAGAUCAACAAGUGGAAGAUACGCUCAACGCGAACUGGCGGUUCCUGAUGCCGACAAGGGCGAGCACCCUGACCGUGCCGUCGUUAUCAAGUACGUUCCGUUGGCGAUUCCAAGAGGGGCCAUCGACAAGUUGUACUCUGUGGUGCCGUCCAACAAAUAUCCUCAACGAAUGCGAGGGUUCCUCCUGGAACUCGGAGCUCGGAAUUCAAGACCUCCGAGUUCAAGCCGUUCCCUAUCAUUGUCUUCGUCUCACAUACCUCUCCUUUGGAGGCCUGUUUCUCGACACCAAGAUUUAG